Messenger RNA from Anopheles marshallii, 1479 nucleotides. RefSeq names its product glucose dehydrogenase [FAD, quinone]-like. Lineage: Eukaryota; Metazoa; Arthropoda; Insecta; Diptera; Culicidae. Gene Ontology annotation, molecular function: ecdysone oxidase activity; flavin adenine dinucleotide binding. The record is from RefSeq and is a predicted model, not a curated record. The coding region runs from base 1 to 1479 and encodes 492 amino acids. The transcript has a single exon.
AUGCUGGGCGGUUGUAGCAGUAACAACAUUAUGCUGUAUGUGCGAGGCAACAGUCGCGACUAUGACCGGUGGGAGCAGCUGGGCAACCCGGGCUGGGGUUGGAAGGAUGUGCUGGAAUACUUCAAAAAAUCCGAAGACAAUGGAGCGCAGCACAUGCUACAGGAGCGAGCCGAAUACCAUGCGCAAGGUGGCCUACUCAAGGUCAAUUCCUUCAUGUCCAACGAAAUGACCAAAAUAGUCAUAGCGGAGGCGGCCCAUGAAUUGGGAAUACCGGAAAUUAUGGAUAUCAACAGCGACGAGUACAUCGGAUACAAUGUAGCCCAGGGUACGGUGUACAAGGGCAGACGCUGGAGCACAGCGAAGGCGUUUCUUAACACCGCUAAAGAUCGGCCGAAUCUGCACAUCAUUAAAAAUGCCCAUGUGAAGAAGAUCAAUUUUGACGGAACAGUGGCAACCGGGGUUACGUUCGAUCUGCCCAAUCAGGUGGAUAUUUCGGUCAGCGUUGGUAAGGAGGUAGUUCUCUCUGCUGGUGCAGUGAACACCCCUCAGAUUUUGCAACUCUCCGGAGUGGGAGCAAAAGAGCAACUCGACCGACACAGCAUUCCCGUGGUGAAAGAUGUACCGUCGGUGGGUGAAAAUUUGCAGGAUCACGUGAUCAUACCGCUGUUCCUUACGCUGCACGGUUCGCGUCCAAUCGAACGCAGCAUGGACGAACUGUUGGACAGUAUCUAUAGCUAUUUCCGUUACGGGCUCGGUACGUUCGGUACCGUCAGUGUGACGGAGCUACUAGGAUUUGUGAAUACUCAAAGCCCGGCAGCCAAGUUUCCUGACAUACAAUUCCAUCACAUGUUGUACCUCUGGAAAACGCCUGACGUAGCAAGAAUUACAGAAUGUUUCGGCUGGGAAGAUUACAUCGCCCAUCAGAUUAUCGAGCAGAACCAAAAAUCCGAAAUCCUUACGGUAUUGGUGACGCUGCUCAAUCCCAAAUCUAAGGGCUCCAUACAGCUCCGGUCAUCCGAUCCUCACGAAGCUCCAAUCAUCAACGCGAAUUAUCUAGACGACCAGCGGGAUGUGAAAACUGUUAUCCGUGGCAUACGGUUCUUCCGCAAGCUGCUGGAUACGGAGAAUUUCGGUUACCACGAACUAAAGGACUUCCAUCUGAAGAUCGCUGAGUGCGAUCAGUUGGAAUACGAUUCAGAUAGCUAUUGGGAGUGUUACGCUCGCUACAUGUCAACGACGAUCUAUCAUCCUACGGGCACGGCCAAAAUGGGCCCCGAUGGUGACGCCAGCGCCGUUGUUGAUUCAAGCCUGAAGGUAAGAGGGGUGCAAAAGCUGCGCGUAAUUGAUGCCAGCAUCAUGCCGGACAUUGUAAGUGGUAAUACAAACGCACCGACAAUCAUGAUCGGUGAGAAAGGAUCCGACUUAAUAAAGCAAGAUUACGAUGUAAAGAAAGACUCUGCUACACAUACGGAGCUUUAA